Lepidothrix coronata (blue-crowned manakin) is the source of this 11913-nucleotide messenger RNA. RefSeq names its product protein tyrosine phosphatase, receptor type T (gene PTPRT). Gene Ontology annotation, molecular function: protein tyrosine phosphatase activity; protein binding. Bases 4 to 4278 code for a protein of 1424 amino acids. Gene Ontology annotation, cellular component: membrane. NCBI's taxonomy places the organism in Eukaryota, Metazoa, Chordata, Aves, Passeriformes, Pipridae. The record is from RefSeq and is a predicted model, not a curated record. The transcript has 32 exons. Gene Ontology annotation, biological process: protein dephosphorylation.
UUCAUGAUGGUGAACAGCUCUGGGCGAGCAUCAGGGCAGAAAGCCCACCUGCUGCUGCCCACCCUGAAGGAGAACGACACCCACUGCAUCGACUUCCACUAUUACCUGUCCAGCAGAGACCGGUCCAGCCCCGGCUCCCUCAACGUCUACGUGAAGGUGAACGGGGGCCCCCAGGGCAAUCCCAUCUGGAAUGUCUCGGGAGUCGUGACGGAGGGAUGGGUGAAGGCAGAGCUGGCCAUCAGCACCUUCUGGCCACAUUUUUAUCAGGUGAUCUUUGAGUCGGUGUCUCUGAAAGGACACCCCGGGUACAUCGCAGUGGAUGAAGUCAGAGUUCUCGCCCAUCCAUGCAGAAAAGCCCCUCAUUUCCUGCGGCUCCAGAACGUGGAGGUGAAUGUGGGACAGAACGCGACGUUCCAGUGCAUUGCUGGGGGGAAAUGGUCCCAGCACGACAAGCUCUGGCUCCAGCAGUGGAAUGGGAGGGACACAGCCCUGAUGGUCACUCGAGUGGUCAACCACCGGCGUUUCUCGGCCACGGUGAGCGUGGCCGACACCUCCCAGCGCAGCAUCAGCAAGUACCGCUGUGUCAUCCGCUCCGACGGCGGCUCCGGAGUGUCCAACUAUGCAGAGCUCAUUGUGAAAGAGCCCCCCACUCCCAUCGCCCCUCCGGAGCUCCUGGCCGUGGGAGCCACGUACCUGUGGAUCAAACCCAACGCCAACUCCAUCAUCGGGGACGGGCCCAUCAUCCUCAAGGAGGUGGAGUAUCGGACAACCACGGGCAACUGGGCAGAGACUCACAUUGUGGACUCCCCCAAUUACAAACUGUGGCACUUGGACCCCGACGUGGAGUACGAGAUCCGGGUGCUGCUCACGCGCCCCGGGGAAGGAGGAACAGGCCCCCCUGGGCCCCCCCUCACCACCAGGACCAAGUGUGCAGAUCCCGUGCACGGCCCCCAGAACGUGGAGGUGGUGGACAUUCGGUCGCGGCAGCUGACGCUGCAGUGGGAGCCCUUCGGCUACGCCGUGACCCGCUGCCACAGCUACAACCUCACCGUGCAGUACCAGUACGUGUUCAACCAGCAGAAGUUCGAGGCCGAGGAGCUCAUCCAGACCUCCUCCCACUACACCCUGCGGGGUCUGCGGCCCUUCAUGACCAUCAGGCUGAGGUUGGCCCUGUCCAACCCCGAGGGCAAGAUGGAGAGCGAGGAGCUGGUGGUGCAGACCGAGGAGGAUGUUCCUGGACCUGUUCCCUUGGAAUCCAUCCAGGGAGGACCUUUUGAAGAGAAGAUCUAUGUGCAGUGGAAGCCUCCAAAUGAGACAAAUGGCAUCAUUACACUCUAUGAGAUUACAUACAAGGCCGUUGGGUCCCUGGAUCCCAGUGCUGACCUGUCCAGCCAAAGGGGGAAAGUCUUCAAGCUGAGGAAUGAGACCCACCACCUGUUUGUAGGAUUAUACCCUGGGACCACAUAUUCCUUCACCAUCAAAGCCAGCACAGUCAAGGGCUUUGGGCCACCCAUCACCACUCGGAUUGCAACUAAAAUUUCAGCGCCCUCGAUGCCGGAGUACGACACGGACUCGCCCCUGAACGAGACCGACACCACCAUCACCGUGAUGCUGAAGCCUGCUCAGUCCCGGGGAGCACCUGUCAGUGUUUAUCAGCUUGUUGUCAAGGAGGAGAAGCUGCAGAAAGCGAGGAGAGCUGCAGACAUCAUCGAGUGCUUCUCUGUCCCAGUGAGCUACAAGAAUGCCUCCAGCCUGGACUCCCCACACUACUUUGCAGCUGAGCUGAAGCCCAUCAACCUCCCUGUCACACAGCCCUUCACCGUGGGCGACAACAAGACCUACAAUGGCUACUGGAACGCUCCACUUUCUCCCCUGAAAAGCUACAGCAUAUACUUCCAGGCACUUAGCAAGGCCAAUGGAGAAACAAAAAUCAACUGUGUCCGCCUGGCAACAAAAGGAGCUUCCACCCAGAAUUCCAAUGCAGUGGAACCAGAAAAACAAGUUGACAGCACAGUAAAAAUGGCUGGAGUUAUAGCUGGUCUCCUGAUGUUUGUGAUUAUCCUCUUGGGAGCAAUGCUUACCAUCAAGAGAAGAAGAAAUGCCUAUUCCUACUCCUAUUACUUGCAUUCAAGCCAAUGUUUUAGGGGCCUCUCUGUCUUCUACAGGACCAGGAAGCUGGCCAAGAAGCAGAAGGAGACUCAGACCAGCACACAGAGGGAGAUGGGUCCCGUGGCUACUUCUGACAAGACCUCCACCAAACUCAGUGCUGUGCACAAUGAAGAUGCUUUUUCUUCCAGCUGCCAAGAUGUUAAUGGAUUCACAUCACCCUCUCCUUGUUCAUUUUCUGUCCAAAGCAAAACCCUUCAGAGCAAAUCUAUGUUGAAUUCCUACUACUCAGUAUCAUCAGACACUGUCCCAUCGACCACGCUGUUAGGUAAGAAGACAGACAGCAGCCAUGGAGAGAUGCCCCAGCCCACGCUGACCAUCCAGACCCACCCGUACCGCAGCUGCGAGCCCGUGGAGAUGUCCUACCCCCGGGGGCAGUUCCAGCCUGCCAUCCGAGUGGCAGACCUUCUGCAGCACAUCACCCAGAUGAAGAGGGGACAGGGCUAUGGCUUCAAAGAGGAGUAUGAGGCACUCCCCGAGGGCCAAACGGCGUCCUGGGACACGGCCAAGGAGGAUGAAAACCGCAAUAAGAACAGAUACGGGAACAUAAUCUCCUAUGAUCACUCAAGAGUGAGAUUGCAGCUGCUGGAUGGGGACCCUCACUCUGACUACAUCAAUGCCAAUUACAUCGAUGGGUACCACCGGCCUCGCCAUUACAUUGCAACUCAAGGGCCAAUGCAAGAGACAGUGAAGGAUUUCUGGAGGAUGAUUUGGCAAGAAAACUCUGCAAGUGUUGUCAUGGUCACCAACCUGGUGGAAGUGGGCAGGGUGAAGUGUGUUCGAUACUGGCCAGAUGACACGGAGGUCUAUGGAGAUAUUAAAGUCACAUUAAUUGAGACAGAACCCUUGGCAGAGUACGUCAUACGGACAUUCACGGUCCAAAAGAAAGGCUACCAUGAGAUCCGAGAGAUUCGGCAGUUCCACUUCACCAGCUGGCCGGACCACGGCGUCCCCUGCUACGCCACGGGCCUGCUGGGCUUCGUGCGCCAGGUGAAGUUCCUCAACCCCCCCGAGGCAGGACCCAUCGUGGUGCACUGCAGUGCUGGGGCAGGGAGAACAGGCUGCUUUAUUGCCAUUGACAUCAUGCUCGACAUGGCAGAGAACGAGGGCGUGGUGGACAUUUUUAACUGCGUGCGGGAGCUGCGGUCCCAGAGGGUCAACUUGGUGCAGACAGAGGAGCAGUAUGUGUUUGUCCAUGAUGCCAUUUUGGAGGCAUGUCUCUGUGGCAACACGGCCAUUCCAGUUUGUGAGUUCAGAUCCAUCUAUUACAACAUCAGCAGGCUGGAUCCACAGACCAAUUCCAGCCAGAUAAAAGAUGAGUUUCAGACCCUGAACAUCGUGACGCCGCGGGUGCGGCCGGAGGAUUGCAGCAUCGGGCUCCUGCCCCGCAACCACGACAAGAACCGCUGCAUGGACGUGCUGCCCCUGGACCGCUGCCUGCCCUUCCUCAUCUCCGUGGAUGGCGAGUCCAGCAACUACAUCAAUGCUGCCCUCAUGGAUAGCCACAAGCAACCUGCUGCCUUUAUUGUGACCCAGCACCCUCUGCCCAACACCAUCGCAGACUUCUGGAGGCUGGUGUUUGAUUACAACUGCUCCUCUGUGGUGAUGCUGAAUGAGAUGGAUGCAGCACAGCUCUGCAUGCAGUACUGGCCAGAGAAGACAUCCUGUUGUUAUGGCCCCAUUCAGGUGGAGUUUGUCUCAGCAGACAUUGAUGAAGACAUCAUCAACAGGAUAUUCCGGAUCUGCAACAUGGCCAGGCCCCAGGACGGCUAUCGCAUCGUGCAGCACCUGCAGUACAUCGGCUGGCCGGCCUACAGGGACACCCCUCCCUCCAAACGCUCCCUGCUCAAGGUGGUCCGGAGGCUGGAGAAGUGGCAGGAGCAGUACGAUGGCAGGGAUGGCCGGACUGUUGUCCACUGCCUGAACGGAGGGGGACGCAGCGGCACCUUCUGUGCCAUCUGCAGCGUGUGUGAGAUGAUCCAACAGCAGAACAUCAUCGAUGUGUUCCACAUAGUGAAAACACUACGGAAUAACAAAUCCAACAUGGUGGAGUCACUGGAACAGUAUAAAUUUGUAUAUGAGGUUGCACUGGAAUACUUGAGUUCCUUUUAGCCCAGAGGAGGGAGGGGACCCUCGGAUGUGCCAGACCCCAAUCUCUGGCAGGCGCUUCUCCCCUCUCCCACACUGGAAGGCAGUAACAAGUGUGGGAAGGAAAACCUCUCCUUCCUGGAGCAAGAGACUGAGGUUGCACAGACCUCGCUGGAAGGAGGAGACAAUGCCUGUGUGUGCUGCUGCCUGCUUUCUAUUGGAACAUCUACUGCUUCUUAAAUAACCUACUGUAAAAAUUAGCAAAAUGGGAGACAGGCUGAAAGACUGGACUUUCUAAUCCCCUCUGACUUCUUCUCUCCUCUUUUGGAUUGUAUUUUUGCUCUGCUUGCUGCAGAGUGGGGAAGGAAUGAAACCCUUAGGAAAUUCUCUUUUAAAUGUCUCCUUUUUAAUUUAUAAUUUUGUUCUCGAAUCCCAGUCUUUUCAUUUUUUAAUUUUGUGCAGCAGUCAUUUGGGAAAAAUGAGAUAGCCAUAGGGGAUACAUGAAAUAUUUCAUUACGGUUUGUCUACCUUAUCUCUUUCCUUUUUUAUUUGUUUUUCCAAAUGAAAAGGCCAACACAGAAGAAAAACAACGCUGGAAUUCUCUUCCCACACGUAGUUCCCUUUAAGCAUGAAAAUAGACGGUGGAGAUGAGCAGCUGUUCGUGGAUUCACUGCCUCCACACAAACGUUUCCUCCCAGUUUCUGCUCCACUCCCAGGGCUGUGCAUGAACCGGUUCCACCUCUCUGCUCUGUGUUCCCUUGGGUGCUGGUGAAGCAAUGCCACUGAUGAGUUUCCCAGCCACUUGAACCUUAAGGUUAAAUAUUUGCAUCAAACAGAUUGCAGUUUGUCUUGCAACUUUGGUAACUUUGUUACCACAUUUUUCGAGUAUUUGCUGGGGUGCAGUGUGUCUUUGAAAAAAAACAAACAGGGUAUAAAGUAGGUAUUCUUGCUCAUAUACUAUGUAUUACUGUUUUUUAUUUAUUAUUUGUAUUGCUGUAGAACUUAGGACCCCUAGUCACGACAGGACCCUGCUGAACUAGGCACUGUGCAAACAGAGAGCAAAGAAGGUUCCUGCUCCAGAGUUUAAAAGCUGAAGGUUCUUAAAAUUGGGUUUUGGCAAGAUUUCCUCGCUUUUUCCAGGCCCUACAAGCUUUAAAAUGGGAACCCGUUGGAGCUGCAGGAAAGGUGAUGUACAUACACAGAAACCUGUUCUGACACAUGUAAGGAGAAGUGUUAGCCCAGCACAGCAACUUCUCUUCUUAAGCAAAACAGCUUUUGUUUCAUCCUGCAAAAAAUGCCUGUGCAACUCUCCUGCUCCCAAACAAACACCAGAUGUGUUUUGCCAUGGCUCUGGAUCUCGCUCUGAUUUCGUAGCAGCUAAGAAAUUGCUUUUCUGAAAGAGUGUGUUUAAGUAGUUAAUCACUAAGGUCUGCAGGGUAAUUUUGGAGAAAAAAAAAUAAUUGAAAGAACAAGGCCUUACUAUAAUUAGUAUUUGAAUUUAGCCAUUUAUUUAUCUGGAGGGUGCUGGAUAUGAGGUUGCUCUCUGUGUAAAUUAGAUUCUGGGAUGUAGGUUUCUUUAAACUCAGACUUUCUAAAAGAUAGAUUGAAGGGAAGAGUUUAAAGAAAUUCCACUUUCUUACCACCCUGUAUUUUCCACCCUCAGGUAAAUUCUCAGAGGCUGUGCUGGGAGCUCUGUGCUCUCAAUGUGUGACAAGUUCAACACAUUUUGCUACUUCUGUCUGUAAGUUCAAAAGGCUUCACUUCAUGAUCAUUAUUUCUUCAAUAGACAAACUGCCUUGGCAGUGAGGGAUGAAAAUGAGAGCUGACCAAAGCAGCUCUCAGCUCACACAGGUACCUCACCACAGAGUUUCCAUCCACCAGGAGCUGCACCAGUCCAGGGAAGGGUGCUUGGAACUGCAAUAAUCCUCUUCCUGAUAAGCAGAUGAAGGGGUCUGUGGGAUACUGAACCUCCUAGCCUGGAUUCUUUCUAAGGAGCUUUGGAUUCUUGGCUUUAAUGUCAUGAACCUCAUCCUCCCUGAUGUGCUGUAAAGUGUUGGUGAGAACUCCCUCACAGGAGCCUCUGCUCUGCUUCUAGUUGGUCCUUUCUGUUGCCUGCAGGAAAUCAUGAAAUCCCCUUUAGUUCCAAAUGGGGCUGGAGGUGGGUGUCUGGCAUCUCCUGAGACAGGCUACUAGUUUGAAUUGUUGGGGUUUUUUUCCUUAUGCAACUAAGCAACACAAACAAUUCUGCAGGGAAAAAAGAAUAGAAGGCAAAGCAAAGCUCUGAGAUAAAAAUGGCCUUAUAUUGGUGUUUGCAUUACAGGUGGCUGGAUGGAACAGUGUAGGUCAGGAGUUGGGAGCUAUUAGUAAAGAUGAGGGAAUUCUGAUCCCAGAAUGGGAUUUUUGAGCAACUGCCCACGUAGGAAGAAGCUACAAGUCAGCAAAGUGUUUGUGACUCUGCUGACUCCAGAAAGCCAGAGGGAAUCAGUCCCUGUGGAUACUAUGGAAAUACUAAUUAGCAUUUAGCAUUCUGUUAAUUUUACAUGGAAACUAGCACAGGGAUGGGUCUCCUUCAUGAUAUAAGAGGGGGAAAGACUGGUGGAAGCACUGAGAGUGACAACCAGGAUAAAAGGAACAGAAUGGUAAAGAAAUAGGAUGAGAUGUGAAGUAUAGGACCUAAUUCAGGCUUAACAGUAGCAGGAAGGAAAGUGGAUUAAAAAAAGGGAAUUAAGCCUGCAGGAGGGAUGUGUGCAUGGAGAGAAGGAGCUGUGGGAUGAGCAGAGCAGAACAGCACUUGCAGUGGAGUUGUUUAAGGUCCUGAGGUAGGAUUGACUGUGUUUUAUGGUAUGAAAAAUGCUGCUAAAGGAUUUUAAGUCCCUGGAUCAGGCUGCUCCACGGCAAGUCAGGUGCGCUUUUGGCCCUCUGCAAACGCCAGGUGAUGUUGACAUGAAGUGCAGGGGAAGAUGUUAAAGCUAAAUUUUACAUUUUGUAGGAGUUAAAUGCAAGUGUUGGUUGCCACAGCCCAGCUGUUAAUCACAGCUUGUUCUGUGGCCCCUCAGCUGCGUGUCUGAACCCUCAUGUCCAUGUGUGGGAGGGUGCUCAGUGGACACUGAAGGUUUUGUUGCCAAACUGAUAAAAAUUCCUGCAGUUAUGGUGCUUUUGGGGGACCAACCCAGCUCCAGUGUGUGUUGUCUCUGGGAUAUUCCUGCUGUUCCUUGCUGCACACAGUGCAUAUAUGCUGAGUGUGAAUUAAUGAUGAAGGGAAUUGUGUGGAAAGAGAGGACGAGCUGGCUUUAAAUAACUUUAUUACCUUGAAGUUGUUUAAACCCUAGAGAGCAGCCCAUGGCAGAGCAGGUAAUGUGUUUGAAGCAUGAUUAUGGGUGAUGGGUUUGUUUUUGUGGGGAAGGAGAGAAAUUAUUAAAUGAGAUGAGAUGAGAUAAAGGAGGUUUUCUCGCUCCUGGAAAGAUUAAUAGUCAGGGUGAGCUUUCCAGCCUAAGCAUCCCCUGCUGUGGAUGGAAAGCGAUAAUGUGCAGUAGAAAAGGUGAAUUCCUUCAAGUGAUUGAAUUUUAAGCUGGAAAAAUAUCAUAUUGCCCAUUCAAAUAUCCACAUUUGAAUGGACAUAAUGAACAUAAACUUAUUCAGUCAUCCUUCAGGAGUGAGGGAGCAGUUUAUGAUAGCACAGGACUGGUGUAAGGUUUGGUCUGAAAUACAAGAUACUAGAAACAGGGAAAGAAGCGUGGGUCAGGUGUGACUAUGUCAUACAGAGAGUAACUAACAUCUGAAAUUAGUAUGGGAUGUAACUGAAACAGUGAAUUCCAGAGCUAUCUAAGCUGGCUGCUGGAGAAGAAAGAGUUUUCUAGAUGGGAGAUAGACCAAAACCCCUAAAAGAUACAGUAGGCCUUAAGAAUCUUUUCUUUUUUUAGUUUUAUGUUUGCUUGGUGGGGGGGUUUGGGUCUGUAUCUUUUUUUAAAUUAAGAUCUGUGCAGGACCGAUGUCCUAUGGUGGCUCUUUUGGUUUGGUUUGGGUUUUUUUUCUUCUUUGAAGGUAAGGUAAAAGGUGUUUGAGCUGCUGUAAAUAGACUUGAGGUACUUGUUUAUUAAUGUAAAGAAAAGAGAGAAUACAGUGGCUGUGUGGAGGUACCUGAAUCAGGACCUCUGAUGGCAAGCAGGCAGAUGGGGAUGUGGUGGGUUGUGUAUGUUUGCAAGUUGGAAUAACCUGUGUUCUCUGAGCAGGGAAGUUCCUUUCCUGGGCUAUGAUUAGUAGGAAGCCCUUUAAUUUGGUAUUCUUCAGCAAGGUUGCACAGAGUUAUGUCUGCUUUUGCCAUGCAACAGUGGGUCCCUCUUAAUUUAUUCACAUUUUAGCCAUUUUUGUGAGGUGUGACUUUGUGUGGCCUUUACCCCCGAGAUAACCUGCAGUUUCCAUCCCCUUGUCUUGUCCACCUGCACACACAUCUGAAGAAUGUCCAGAGAACUCCUGAAAGGCAGACAGAGAUUUUGGGAGAUGCCUCAAAUCAUUCUGGUCCAUGUAACUCCACAGAGCAGAGGAAGGAACCCCAAAGAACAGCUGUUCCCUGCAGCAGCCUGUAUUUGUGUGUCAGUAGUUUCCAACCUUUUAUGGAAAAAAAAAGUCCAGUGGCAACAUAGACCCCACAGUUGUAGAUUUGAGCCUCUAGAUGCUAGACUGGCUUUUCCAUUUACUUUUCACAGGCCCUUUAGCAGCAGUUUGUGGGGUUUCCUUUGGGAAUCUUAAGGCAGAGAUUGCUGGGCACUGCUCUUGUUGUGCUGUAGAGUCAGAGAAGGAGAGAGGCUCCUGCAGCAGGUGGUUCAGAAGACACUUAAACUAGUUGCCAUCUGGGAGAGGAGGAAAGAAGGAGAAAUCUCCUUUGGGAGAAACCCAUCUUUGGAGGAGAAGGAAGAUUAAAUGGAUCCUGAAACAGGGAGGAAUUUGCACCUUGCUCUCUCUCUCAGUCUUGCACAGCUGCUCUUUAUCUUUCUUACACUUCCGAGUUCCUGCCAAGAUCAUAAAAAAACAGGUAAUGCCACAUUCCGUGCUGUGGGGAUGGAGCACUCAGAGUGUGACAGAGAGAAUAAAUCCUGAGGGACAGAGAUAAAAGGAGAUUCACUUGAGAGAGGAAUCUUCAAAUACGAGGUGCCUCUGCCUGUCACACCUGCAGAAUUUUUAGUGAGUCGUCACAGAGCAGUGCACAGUCCUGGCACGGUCCUGGGUGUGCAAUGUGGUGGCAAAGUUCCACUUGGAGAACUUCAUUGUCCUGUAAUAAAUGUGAGCAGUCAACUCCACUACGUUGGUGGCACAGUUAAUUUUUGUGAUCCCUCCAGCCGGUGCAAGGGGCGUCUCAAGAACUUUGGUGUGAAACUGCUGUGUUUUCAUUUGAGAGUCUUUCAUUUGUCUUAAGUGUAAAAAGAGUCAGUCAGCCCCAGAUUUUUAAGAAAAUAAAGGGGGGCCAUGUGGUUAAAGUGGCAAAAGUGGUUAAAGUGGUUAUUCAGCAUAACCACGGCCUUUGGGUCAAAAAUUCCGUGUACCUGCUGUGUGAGGGUAGAACAAACCACCACAGCUCCCCUGCCCAGACACUGGAGCAGAAACGGGGAAAGCCAGGGAAUUAAAGUCAGAGAGACAGACAUGAGUAAUAAGGAUUCUGUUAACCCUCCUGUGCUCCUGUUUAUUUAGAUUGCAGUCUUCUAUAGCCAUGCAUACAUAAUAUACAAUUUAAAUGCAAGUGCUCUUUCUUUCCCUGUUCCCAAAAAUACCUACAGCUCUUCUUUCCUCCAGGGUGAGCCAACAGCAUAGCAAGCAAAGCCCAAUUUCUGCAGUUUUUGGCAAGGGCCACUAGGAAAAUCCAUCAUGUAUUAUCUGCUCAUUGACUUGGAAAAGGUAUCAGUCAUCUCCCCUCAUAUACAUACUUGAAGAAUGUACAAUUUGCUGAAACUGUCAAGCAGAAUCAUAUGUUUUCAUACACCGAGACCAAAUCCUGGUGGUACAGAGUGUGAUGGAAAGAAAAAAAAUUACAAAAACUUGCUGACUUCCAGUGACCUCUAGUCUAUAAUCUCUAUUUGCUGUGUUAAACUAUUUUAAAAGUUUCCCUUGUAAAAAAUAACCUCAGACUAUCCUACAGGUUGAUGUUGGAUUAGCAGAAUUGUGAAAACCUGGCGGCUUUUUCAGUUUGUAAAAACGUGAGAGGUCUAAAUUAGUCUUUCCCAUCCUCGCCCCAGUGCAUGCAGCAGAUUUUUCACCACUAUUGUGUUUUCAACCUGAGCCUUAAAAAACAAACUAAUGCAGCAGACUGAGUGCCAGAUGCUGGUAUUCCCAUAGUGUUUCCUGGGGGCAAAAAAAAUUAAAAAUAAUAAUAAUAAUAAAAAAAAAGAAUGAAAUGGGAAAAGAACAAACUAAAAUGUUGUUUUCUUGGAACUCAAUUCAGCCUGAGCUGUUUCUAAGCAGUAUAAAUGUGAGCAAGUCCAUGUCACUCUGUCUGGAGGAAGGAUGUGCUUGUUACAAGGUGAAGGUUUGCUCUUGAUGUCCCUUUGGGACCGCUCCUGAUACUUCAUAUGUGGGUAUCCAGCAGUGUAGUGGUUACUUCAGGGAGGGCACUUUGUCCCAGAAGGAGUGUUUCAGUGGAGAUCUGUUCCCCUGAAACAGUUCCCCUGUUGGUGAGACUGUGUGAGACACCUCGGGAGUGGGGAGUGUUGCACUGUGGAGACUGAUUUCCUUGUGUGAGUACAUCAUCUUUCAACAGGGACCUCCAGGAAAUCUUAUUUGUGCAAAGUUAUGGAAAGAAGGGCGUUUUGGGGGGAUGGAAGUGGGAGUGGGGCCAGCACUUCACAAGCUUUCCUGAAUUUAGGUGCUCUGACAAGACUCCCCGGGACAAAGGCUGGUCAGGUUUUCACGUUGCUGACAGUUGAACCAGAAUUCAUGUGCUAGACUUCCAUGUACCUGGAGCAGAACUGGAAUUACCCUCUCAUCACCCCUCCAGCCCUUUCUUGCAUUGCCAGCACUUAAACACUGUACUUCUAUGCCAAAAGUUUGAGCUGCAUCCUUAACACAUCCUUUAACCCCCCUGACUAACCGCGGGGACAAAAUUCACUCCCCUGCUGAUUUAACCUCCUCCCUCCCCGCGCCGACACUGUGGAAUUCAAAAUGUCCCAGCAUUUUGUUGCCAGGCUUGUCACCACUUCACACAGCCGUGCUGUGGCUGCCCCUGGAUCAGCAGUGUCCCAUCCCAGGCCCCUGGAUGUGUUCUCCAGCAGGGAGGAGUGCUGCAUGAGAGCCAGUCUCUGCUGUUGCGAUGCCGCCCCAUCUUCCCCCCCUUUGGCCUUUCUGGAUUCCUGGUGAAACUCACUUGUACAGUUUGGAUGUUUGAUAGAUAAAGCACGUAUGAAAAAAAAAAAGGAAAAAAAUAUAAAUACAAAACUCUCAACACUGUGCAUUCAGUGUCUUUCUAGCUUAAAAGAAGGAAGGUAAAUAAUGUCAAGUCAAUGAAUAUCAGAUAUAUUUUUUGACUGUACAUUACAGUGAAGUGUAAUCUUUUUUUUACAACUGCGAGUCCAUCUUAUUUAUUCUUGUAAAUGUUCCCAGACAAUGUUUGUAAUAUGGGCUGUGUUGCAAAUCCAUAAAAUAAAUCUGUGAUCUGAGAUUAAUGUUUUACUAAGA